This is a messenger RNA of Geodia barretti, 2982 nucleotides long. The record is from the annotation of a GenBank genome assembly. Lineage: Eukaryota; Metazoa; Porifera; Demospongiae; Tetractinellida; Geodiidae.
CCACGCCCCCUUGUGGUGCUGCUUCAGCAAAAAUUUGCUCGUCGUCGGGUCUUGUUGUGCGGGGGAUAUGGAGUUUUUGCCGUGUAUCCUGCGGCUGCUGACGCUCCAUAUGUCGCUAUUCCUAUCUCCGGGAGCUUGUCUGGAGCCAUACGAUGAAGAGCUCCAUUCUCUCCUCUCCCCCUCCCUCACCCACUACACCACUCUCCAUCCUCACUCCCUCACACACACCCUCCACGGCUCACAGUCACAACCCAGUCACUCCAGACUGGUAGAAUUCCACACUCUGGAACGGCAUUUCCAGCUGUAUCUUAGACCAAACUACCGCAUUUUUUCCUCGGGGUUCAAAGUUCGUUCGGUGGAUCGUCAUGGAAACCUGAAAGAACAUGAGGUUGAUAGGACAGAGUAUUAUCAAGGUGUCAUGGGAGGAGAAGAAGGUUCCAUUGUGAAUGCCCACAUAUCUGAGUCUGGACUGAUGACUGCAUCGGUUACCACGCCCACCGAGACUUACCACUUUGAACCCUCCGAUAAUUUCCUCACGAAGCCACACCCACCACACAUGAUUGCAUACCGAUCCUCCGACAUCAAACGCGACAGAUUCAACCAAACAAGAUUUGAUUUUGUGGUCGCACCACCCCUCCCCCCUGGAGUGCAAACGGAGACCACUGCGAACCACCAAACGGACCACACAGAGACAAUCGCGAACUAUCAAAGAGACCAUGCACAGACCAUUGUGGACCAUAAAGAGACCGUUGUGGACCACACGGAGACCGUUGCGGACCACCAGCGACUAAAGAGACAGUCUAGAAUCGGUGGAUCGUCCUGUCCGAUGUUUCUUGUUGUCGAUCACCGUUUCUACAACCAGUUCAGAGGAGACGGUCAGGAUUUGACUGAAACCAUCGCUGGAAUUGCUCGAAGAUUGAUAACCCUGGUAGCCCAAGUGGACUCGUCGAUAUACAGACCGGCAGAGUGGGUGUUGGAUCCUAUAUCUGGCAACAGAGUCAGUGACUUUGGCCUCGAGAUUGCCGAGAUACUAGUCCACCACGAGCCUUCCCUCCAAGAUUUUUUCGCCAACUCGACGACUUACUACAACAACCCUGACUGCUGCGGAGACAUUCGAAAAACGCUCGAUGCCGACGGUCUUCUUUCGGCUUUCAAUUACGGUUCCUGGGACGGCUACUGUCUGGCGCAUCUCUUCACGUUUGUCAAUUUCGAUAGCGGGCUCCUCGGCCUGGCCAAUAUCGCCAGCUCAUUUCAGAGUCAGACGGGUGGAGUCUGCUCUAAAGGAUUUACUGAUUCUUCUGUUGGCAAACGCAUCAUAUACAACACUGGUAUCAGCAGUUUUACGAGCGGGGGAAUCCCCAUCAUUAGGGGCGAGCAGAUACUCGUUGUCGCGCACGAGGUGGGCCAUAAUUGGGGUAGUCACCACGACCCCGGCAACGACCCCGAGUGUUCUGAGAGUUACCUGAUGAACGAGUUUGCACAGGACGGCUCCGAGUCCAGUCACAGUAUGUUUUCGAUUUGCAGUCGGACGAGUAUUGGACAGGUUUUGAGGUCCAAAGCAACCUGCUUUAGAGAUCCUGAUCCUUGCGGGAACUUUUUGAUUGACGACGUAACUGAACAAUGUGAUGAAGGACCAAUCAGCGGGCCGUGCUGUACCCCUGACUGCCAGCUGAGAGACGGAGCUAUGUGCAGUGAUACCAACUCUGCUUGCUGCACUGAAUGUGAGAUAGCCUCGGAGGACGUGGUGUGUAAUGAGGCAGGCGACUUCUCUACCAACUGUAGCAUUGAUAUCCACUGCAAUGGCAGAACAUCUGAAUGUCCAAACAUUGACACCACCAAUAUGGCUCCACAUGGAUCGUCUUGCCUCAUUGGGAGAUGCAGAAGUAUCGGAAACAAUCUCACAGAGUGCGUCGAUUUCUGCACUUUCAACGGGACCACGAAUUGCACCUGUCCCUCUCAGGACGACGAGUGCAAGUUGUGCUGUCAACGGGAGGGAGGUGCGUGCGAAGUAUCGGAAGACAAUAUCAACUUACCAACUGGUUUCCGUUGCAGCACUGGCUUCUGCAUUGGAGGAGAAUGCAGGGAGUUACAGGACACUAUCAGUCGCGUUUUCAGUUUCAUCACGAAUCUUGACGUGGACGAUUUCGGUAAACAAGUGUGCCUCGCGAUAAACAUUGUACCGUCGUUUGUUGUUGUUUACAGUUUUGUUUAUGGAGGAGAAUAUCGUAGGAUUCACGCUAAUCUUUACUCUGAUUCUCUGGAUACCUGCUGCUCUGGUUCUCCACUGCUGCUAUGAUCGCAAAGUGUGGGAGAAGUUCAAGAUGGAGAAUACCGAUUUCAUUUCGGCUCAUAAUGCCCCAGAGGAGGAGCCACUAAUAGCAGAUCGAGGGGAGCUGGGUAGCGGCAAUACCUCACCAGUUGACGACUCAUCUCCUCCGCCAUACUAUUUCAACCACCCUCAUGUACUGGAAACACUCCACGAAGAAGAUGAAGAUGAACUAGAAGAGAUGAAUUAGAAGAAGAUGAAGAAGAUCCUUCCCACCUUGAUACUUUAGUCUAAUUAUAAGACAUAAUUAUUAUAGUAAUACUGUAUGUAGUGCUCUCCAUGAUCAAUGUAGGGUUAGCUCACAUCAAUGAGACUACUUUUAACCACCGUCAUAAUCAUGUAAACAAAACAAAGACGACUGAUAAGUAAACAAAAACAAGUAAAAACGAGCUGAAAAAUACGUCAUUUAGUUCUGGUGAAGUCUAACGGAUUAUCGUAGAUGUUGUCGUGUAUUUCGACAAAGAGCGGAACGUAGGUGAGAUAAUCCAGAAAUUCCACCAGACCGCGAUCUUCGUGGUUCAUGUGAUCACACACGUACUCCACAUGUUCCUGGGUCAGUCCACCUGCUUGUAACUCUACUGCUAAACUAGAGACUGUGACCACACCCCCUUGCUCCACCCUCUCGUGCUCCGAGUCGGCCAACAAGUAGAACAGUU